Carcharodon carcharias (great white shark) is the source of this 744-nucleotide messenger RNA. RefSeq names its product REC114 meiotic recombination protein (gene rec114). The record is from RefSeq and is a predicted model, not a curated record. The transcript has 6 exons. Bases 1 to 744 code for a protein of 247 amino acids. NCBI's taxonomy places the organism in Eukaryota, Metazoa, Chordata, Chondrichthyes, Lamniformes, Lamnidae.
AUGUCGUCAACUACAGCAGCUCGAGCUCUGGGUUUUGGAGCUUUAGGAGCAGGUGGCAUCACUGCAGGCAUCCAGAAGGUUGAAAACUUUGUGAAUAGCAUGUUUAUAGACGUGGUCACCCAGCAUCUUAAGAGUAUACAGGCAGAGAGGAAAUGGAAGCGGCCGAAAUUCAGUAGCUGCCUGAAUCAGACCAGCUGCAGACAGGUGGAGGGCCAUGUCGAGGAAGGAUUUUCCUUGAUUGAAGCUCACAAAUGGUGGAAAGCAGUACGUAGAGCAGACUGUGUGCUGUUUGGGUCUAAAGUUAAGAAUGAAAGCCGUAUGUUUCGAGUACAGUUCAGUGGAGAUUUGCAUAAGCAAGCACUGGAACACUGCUCUAACUGUGUGCAGAAGCUCCUUCAGUAUAUCGAUGUACAGAACCCUGAUGGCAAAAAUCAGAACCAAGCUCUACAGUUGAUUCAGCCAACAGACAUGAGCCACUCAGGAAGUUUGGAGCUAGAGGGACGAGGCACAGAGGAGGUGCAAACAGUAACACAAAGUACCCUUCUUGAGGGUAGGGUAUCUAUCAAACAACUGGCAAAGUCAAUGCUGGGAGCGGCAUCACCUAAGCUGCCAUUGGCCUACCAGCAAUCAGCAUUGAGCACAGAAGAGUUGGGUCCUUUCCUGCAACUCUGUCUUCUGGAUCAGAGUUUCCCAAUGUUUGUGGAACAGGUGGAGCAAGAACUGAAAAAGCUGAUAGAUGAGUGA